UCUGACGGACCAAAACAUCUUUCGGAAAGUUGACGUGGAGGAGUUACUCUACAACCAUGGCUGAUACUAAAGUAGACAUUUCAAAUGAUAAUUCCGCUGUCAUACAGAACCCAAAUGCUCCUUCCCAACCCAAUAAUCCGCUCUCAAGAAAGCUGAACAAAAUACUGGAGACGAGGCUCGACAAUGACAAGGAGAUGCUGGAGGCUCUGAAAGCGCUCUCCGUGUUCUUCACUGAAAACAGUCUCCGCACCAGGAGAAACCUCCGUGGAGAUAUAGAGAGACGGAGCCUGGGGAUCAACGAGGAGUUUGCACGAAUAUUUAAGGAAGUUAAAGAGGAGCUUGAAAGUGUUCAUGAAGAUGUCCAGGCCAUGAGUACAUGCUGUGAAGAAAUGACCAGUAGAUUAAAGGCUGCAAAAGAGCAAACUCAGGACCUCAUAGUAAAAACCAACAAGCUGCAAGGAGAAAAUCACCGUCUGGAGGUGAGAGCUCAAGUCGCUCAGGCUUUCCUUGCCAAGUUUCAGCUUUCAACUGAAGAGAUGGCCACACUGCGAGGGGCUCGGGAUGCAACCAUAACCGAGGAUUUCUUCAAAGCUCUGGCUCGAGUGAAGCACAUCCACGAGGAUGUGAAAAUCCUGCUUCGAACCAACCAACAGACCGCAGGGUUAGAGAUCAUGGAGCAGAUGGCCGUGUUACAGGAGACAUCGUAUGAGCAGCUCUAUCGUUGGGCUCAGAAUGAAUGCAGAGGACUGACCCAAGAGACCUGUGACAUCAGCCCUGUGUUGACACAAGCUAUGGAAGCCCUGCAGGACCGACCGGUCCUUUACAAGUACACGCUGGAUGAGUUUGGGACUGCACGCAGGUGUGCCGUGGUACGAGGUUUCAUUGACGCACUCACGCGUGGUGGGCCAGGAGGAACGCCCCGCCCCAUAGAGAUGCAUUCACAUGAUCCAAUGAGGUAUGUUGGGGACAUGCUGGCCUGGCUGCACCAAGCCACAGCCUCAGAGAAAGAGCAUCUAGAAGCUCUGCUCAAACAAGUCACUCUGCAAGGUGUGGAGGAGAACAUGCAGGAUGUGGUCGGGCACAUCACUGAGGGAGUCUGCAGGCCACUGAAAGUUCGGAUAGAGCAGGUCAUUGUGGCUGAGCCCGGCGCUGUGCUGCUUUAUAAACUCUCCAACCUGCUCAAGUUUUACCACCACACCAUCAGCUCUAUAAUAGGGACCAGUGUGGCCUCACUGCUCAUCACUAUGGAGGAAAUGCACAUCCUCAGCAAAAAGAUGUUCUUCAACAGCCUUAGCCUCCAUGCAAGCAGGCUCAUGGACAAGGUGGAGCUGCCACCUGCAGACUUGGGACCCACAGCCUCCCUCACUCAGACCCUCUCCCUCCUCAGAGAGGUGCUGGCUUCACAUGACUCAUCAGUCGUCCCUCUGGAUGCUCGCCAGGCUGAUUUUGCUCAGGUUCUCUCCUGUAUCUUAGACCCUCUUCUUCAGCUGUGCACCGUGUCAGCCAGUAACCUGGGCACUGCUGACAUGGCAACCUACAUGGUCAACUCGCUGUACGUCAUGAAGACCACAUUGGCUCUCUUUGAGUUCACUGAUAAGAGGCUCGAGAUGCUUGAGUUCCAGAUCGAGGCUCAUCUUGACACCCUUAUCAACGAGCAGGCGUCCUACGUGCUGACCAGAGCUGGGCUGAGCUACAUCUACAGCUGCGUGCAGCAGCACAGCGCUGAACAGGGUCCUCUGUCCCUCCUCCCCAGCAUGGACAGCUCCUCUGUGAAAGCAGCAAUGGUCCAGUUUGAUCGAUACUUGUCAUCGCCUGACACUCUUGUGAUGCCGCAGCUCAACUUUCUGCUCAGUGCAGCUAUCAAGGAGCAGAUUUUCCGUCAGUCCACAGAGCUGGUGUGCAGAGCCUACAGUGAGGUUUACACAGCGCUGACCAGCCCAGAAAACAGCUACAAAGACCCAGAGAACCUGGUACCCAGAUCACCUCAGCAGGUUCAGACCUUGCUGUCCUGAGACUCGACCCCCUGGUCCAUAAGAAAAAAACACAAGGUGAGCUCCAGUGAAGGACAGGUUAUUAAAAGAGCUGUGGGAUUUGUACAGUAAAAUAACAUAAAUGUAUAUAAAAGUAGUUGUUAAGGUGGGGUUCUUUGUGGGAAAUGUGGGCUGUGGGUCUCUGACCUCAGAGAGAGACACUCCUGUGUGCCAGGAGGAGAGAACAUGUUAUAUAAAUAUAUUUAUAUACUGUAUGUAUGAUCCACUUACUUUCACUGCUACAUCCAGUCAGCUUGUUUUUCACUCUGUAAAUACAUGUGUCUCUUUUCUGUCUGUUCUUACAUUAUGUUCUCUGUUUGGAGUCCGUAAUUGUACGAAACAAUGCCGUUUUAUUGAAAAUCCUGAACCGUGUAUAAAACAAAAGGACACACUGAA
Molecule: messenger RNA, 2426 nt
Organism: Cheilinus undulatus (humphead wrasse)
Lineage: Eukaryota; Metazoa; Chordata; Actinopteri; Labriformes; Labridae
Gene: cog6
Product: component of oligomeric golgi complex 6
Exons: 19
Coding region: 57-2012 (651 amino acids)
Biological process (GO): intra-Golgi vesicle-mediated transport
Cellular component (GO): COG complex
Source: RefSeq, a predicted model, not a curated record